Betta splendens (Siamese fighting fish) is the source of this 3454-nucleotide messenger RNA. RefSeq names its product testis specific protein Y-linked (gene tspy). The transcript has 8 exons. NCBI's taxonomy places the organism in Eukaryota, Metazoa, Chordata, Actinopteri, Anabantiformes, Osphronemidae. Gene Ontology annotation, biological process: nucleosome assembly. The record is from RefSeq and is a predicted model, not a curated record. Gene Ontology annotation, cellular component: nucleus; chromatin. The coding region runs from base 439 to 2127 and encodes 562 amino acids. Gene Ontology annotation, molecular function: chromatin binding; histone binding.
UUCACGUCGAUGCGCGGUAGUAAGCUAACAGAUAAAGCCAACAUAAAGUAAUAUAAACAACUCGGAUUGUACACAAAGGCGGCGUUGCACGGGGAAAUUUUAUUAUGCGGACGGAGUCCCUCCUGUUGGAUUAUUAUUCGUGCAAAAUAUGGCGUGGCCAAUACUGCAAUGACUUACGAAUUGGGUAACGCAUGCUAAGAAAAUUAGCAAUAGCCUGGUAAUUUGACGUUGCGUAAGGCCGCGGAUAAAUAACGUUAAGAGCUGCUUUUUAUUUUAGCCUUGUAGAGAAUGUAGGUUCCAUUAAGGACAGAAUAUUAACACAAUAUUGUUUUGUACGUGGUUGGUUUUUUAGAAUUUUUGUGUGCAUUCGUGCUCGUUUUGGUUGCGCUUGUGGGCUAUUUAGCUUGCUAGCUGUUUGGCUAGCUAACACUGGCUAGCAUGAGUCAAUUGACGGACUGCAAACAGUCCGCUGACUCUGCGUCGAGGAAACGGAGUCCAUCAUCCGAACGGGAUGAAGGGAACGCAGUUCCCAUCAAGUCCGCAAAAGUAAGUGACGCAUCAAGUGAAACCGGAGUUACUUCGAAAUGGAACCACAGCAGUGAAGUUGAAAGCAAAAAAACUGCUGGACGGGACAAGCACGCAGGCAACGUAGAAGAAACAGCUGCUGUACGAACAGAUAAGGAUUCAGAUGGCAUCUGUGCACAGCCUGUCAAUAAGUCCUCUGCUGACGGUCACCUUGCUAGCAGCACGGAGAAGCCACAAUCUUCAGAUGCACCGCGAUCUACGGACACAACGGAAGCUGAAGAGAGGACAGGUAGAAUCGACCGGCGUCCAAAAACCCCUUUGGACCAGUCUGACUCUGCAGCCAUAGCGGCUGCUGAAGCACUCGCCAGUCUCACAGGGGGAGAUGGGGAAGACAGUCAGGAGAUUCCAUGCUCAUCUGAAAAGGCCAAACCUGUGAAACAGGGGAGCAAAAUCAAACAGCGUGGAGGCAACCAGUCCUCAAGAGUAGGCACUAAGACUCAAGCAGCUGCAGCAGACAGCUCCACAUCUGUGCAUAGUACUGACAGAGAAGAUGCAGAUGAGGUGCCUGAAGCAGAUGAGGGUGAUGAAUCCAUAUCUGGGUCGUCGUCAACGCCAAGUUCGUCCUUUCCAUCAGACAACGAGGACAAUGAUGAUGGAGAGUGUGCCAUUGUGUCCGUUAAGAUGGCUCCUGAGAUGAGACAGUCAGUCGCUCUCCUAGCGCAGGUACAGAUGAGGCUUGAAGCACUUGAGAAGAAAAGUGCUCGACUCCACCAACGAUUGGACAUGAAGAUUAGUCAUCAACGACGACCACAUCUGGAUCAGCGUAGCUCCAUUACAAAAACAAUUCCUGGCUUCUGGGUGACCGCUCUGUUGAAUCAUCCUCAUCUCUCAGCUCACAUUGAUGAGACAGAUGAAGAUGCUCUUAGCUACAUGACUGAUCUUGAGAUUGAGACUUUCAAGAACAACAAACUGGGCUACAGGAUCCGCUUUCACUUCAGGAGGAAUCCAUAUUUCCAGAACAACAUCAUCAUGAAGGAGCUGCACCUUGGGAUGGGAGGAUCUCCAAUGUCCUUCUCAAACCCCAUCCUGUGGCAUCGUGGUCAGAACCUGGCAGCACACAGCGAACCCAGGAAGUCAUCGCGAGGGGUGUACCAGAGCUUUUUUAGCUGGUUCAGUGACCACAGCAACCCAGGACAAGAUGAUGUAGCAAAGAUACUGAAGGAUGACCUUUACAGAGAUCCACUGAGAUAUUACCUCACUCCACUCUGGGAGCCCAGAGAGAACGGGAGUAGCAGCGGUGGGGCCAAGGCAGCUGACAAUGGUAAUGGAGAUGAAUGUGUGGUAAUAUCCGACUCAGACGAUGAACCCGUUGGGGAGGCUGGUGAGGCUGAACCAGGCCACAGCAAGAAGAAAGAAGUGGACAAUGAACAAGAGGAGGAGGAGGAGGAAGAUGAGGAGGAGGAAGAAGAAGAAGAAGAGGAGGAGGACAGAGGGGCAAGUGCAGAUGAGAGCCCAGAGGAGGAGGAGGAUGGUGGAGAAAUUGUGAUUGACGGCUCCGAUGACAGCGACCAGGAGGAGGAGGAGCAGGAGGAGGGGACCUAAAAAAGAAGAGACAAGGAGAAGGAGGUGUAUGCUGAAGAGGACGUGUCAUCAAAGGACUGGAGGCCAGGAACAUGAAGAAGAUGCUAAGGUUGAGUACCAGAAAAAACAUGGAAUCCUUCUCACUGAUGUUAGUCAUUCUUAUGCACAAAAUCUAAGUCUUUUUUUUUUUUAAUCUAAAAAUCCUUUUGAAUCAAUUCAGGGUAGAGAGUAAUAAUAAAGCCAAGGCAGCAUGUUUACCCUCUGUUUUAUACACUCAGAACAACAUUAUGAUAGAAGCCCAACUCACCUUUUGCUAAAUGUCUUGUCUCCAUACAUGUAGUGUUCUUCUAAUGAAAGCACUGCAUCAAUGAGCCUACAGACGCGUAGGUUACUUCUGAAUUACCGCUGCUUGCUGGCAUUAAAUUUUGCCUAAUAAAUAAAAUCUCAGACGAAUGAUGCUGAAACCCUCAGAGGCAUUAUUAGUGAUCAUUUCAAACCAGUUGACGUGAAAAGACACGUGUUAAAAUUAAAAUAAUGAACCAAAAUUUGUUCUCAGGGAUGAUCAUGUUGGUAAUUUUAUUGGAAGAUCAUUUUACACUCUGGUUAGUGUCGGCUGUGUAUAAAUAAACGUGUAAUCUACUGUAGUAAACAGGAACGACUAGUUUUUGUUGUUUUGGUAAAUGCGACCUGUAUUUUCCAUCCGCUUCUGUACGUCCAGUGUUGUUGGACACCAACCGUUCACCCCUGUGACCACUUCUGCUCUUUAAAAUCAUUGUGUAGAUUAAACCAAUGUUUCUGUGGCUUCCUACAUCUUUGUAACUCCUGGAACAAGACAUAGUAACUUCAUCCAGUUUCCUUUUGUUCUACUAUUACACAAUGAUUACAUUUCAAGCUUAGUUCUUUUGAAAAAGAAAGUAUUUAUUACAUUGUUUUUCUAUACACGUCCACGUCAUGGCAUGCCCGUGAGCAUGAACUGUGAGACAAGAUUACAUUACUUACAAAACCAUGUGCAGGAAAUAAUUUUCAGUGCACCAUGUUAGUAGAUGUCGUUCAGGAGGUGCACUGUAACAAAUUAAUAUUUGCUUACUUUUCUUGGCAAUGAACCUGUAAAUAAUAUUUCAGUGCUGUCUUUUGAAUAAGAUAGUAGAUAUGUUUAAUCCAUGGAUAAAUUUAUCAAAUAAUCUGGAGUUUUUUCAUAAAUACGACGAGAAAGUUAUAUUUUAUGUGCUGUGUUUUAUAGGACACUGUAGUUUAAGGAAACCCCCGUUUGUUGCUUUGGUUAAUUUCUCUGCUUAAAGUUUAAUGUCCACCUUUUGACUCAGACAUAAUAAAAUAGGAAGUUGUUUCA